UUUUAGACGAGCAAAUUCUAGAAAGAACAUAAAUGUUUGAAAAAUUGUCUAAAUUCAGGAGGAAAAAAACCCCAAAACUGUCCACCAUAUUUCCCUGCCUUCACGUAGAACGACUCGCCGUUGCCAUAGCAACGUCACGCGCAGUCGGACCGCAGGAGAAGUUGGCAGCAGGAAUCAUCGGCUCAAACGUUUACGAACGACUUGUGACGCGUUUCGUAAUGAUGCAGGAGUCACGGCUCAGCAACCUCCAGAGAAAACAGAUCAAUGAAUGUCUGAAAAAUGGAGCAGCUUUGCCACUGGUUCCUGAACACACGUCACCAACCACUCCCGCUCAGCCUAAAUCCAGUAAAUCUGUCCACAAACACCUGCCAGGCAAGCCUCAGAGACGCAGCGCUGAGUCAUGUCGUUCUGGGAACAGCUACGUCAGAGAAAAGUUCUGGCCCGUCCCGACCAGAGACUUGGAGAAGGAGAAGAGGAGGCUUCAGCAUAUGAUGGCAACAGGACAGGAAGAGCCCACAGCUGCAUCUUCCCUAAAUGCUCCUACAUGCUGGCGCUCAGGAGUGAUGGAGGAGAGAGACCGGUACCAGGAAGUUCUGGACGAGAUCGAGGAAAGGCGACAGUUUCUGUCAGAAAUGGCUUCCCUAGGUCAGGAGAAGAAGUACAUGAGUAUCAUCAACACUGAAAUAUCCCAGAAAAUAAGAGAACUGGAGGCUCUGGAUAAGGCCCACAGCGACGUCCAAAAAGAGGGAACAGCGUGCACCACGGACGACACAUAACAGUGGAGACCAACUGCUGGUCGUUACUUUAAAAUCAUGACGUGUCCUCUAAUAACACAGAGGACAUGUCAUCUUCAUCUUUGGCACCUGGUGGAUUUCUUUUCCUCAGAUCCAGUUGUAUUUUGUUUAAGCUUGUUAAAACAGUCUGAUGUCCUCUUGGGAGGAGGAUGUGUCUGCAAAAUAAAUCAAAACAACCUACUGUACACAAACUCCUAAAACAAAACAUAACAUACACCCGUACAGUUGAGGCAUAUAACGGUAGUAAAGACGAAACAAAAAGGUCAGAAUGUGAAAGUGUUAAACUCACAGGAGACAGCAUAAUCUGGUUGGAUUAAUUUAUUUUAGUCCUCUGCCUUCCAGUGUCAGUAUCUCGGAUAAAAUCCUGCUGCUGCGUUAGGACGAUGCUACUGUACAGAAGAAGCCCUUGGAUUCAGCUGGAGAGGAAGACGGGCACAGAGCAGACACACAGUGGACUUAACCAUUUACAAUGGAGGACAGACAGACAGACAGACGCUCUACAUGACAGAACAAAACCAGGAGUCAAAACAAUACAGGUUUUAUGAAGUGAGCCGCAAAAAAUGACACCAACUAGACUAUGCAAAUUAAAUAAAAUGGCAAAAAGGCAGUAUUACCAUAAUGUCUCUUAUCCACGUUUAAAGGCAAAAAUACAAAUGAAGAAAGGCAAAGUAUAUAAAUUAAUGAUUGCAUAUUCAGGUUUCCUCCCAGUGGUUAAAAAUGUUUUUGUCUGCAGUUAUUAAAAUGCUGAAUAUUUGACUCAUUCGCUCAUAUUCAUUAUUGCAUGUGUGACCUUUUCAUAUCAAUGAAAUAAUUUAAUACUAAUAAAACAACAACUCACAUUUCCUACAGUUGAUCAGUU
This is a messenger RNA of Solea senegalensis (Senegalese sole), 1653 nucleotides long. It is a transcript of the gene lg6h22orf23, whose product is annotated as linkage group 6 C22orf23 homolog. The transcript is spliced from 6 exons. The record is from RefSeq and is a predicted model, not a curated record. The coding region runs from base 33 to 776 and encodes 247 amino acids. NCBI's taxonomy places the organism in Eukaryota, Metazoa, Chordata, Actinopteri, Pleuronectiformes, Soleidae.